Molecule: messenger RNA, 2388 nt
Organism: Mesorhabditis spiculigera
Lineage: Eukaryota; Metazoa; Nematoda; Chromadorea; Rhabditida; Rhabditidae
Source: the annotation of a GenBank genome assembly
AUGGGUUACGAUUCUCCAGCAAGGGGUGGCCGCGGCGGCGGCGGAUUUCGUGGAGGGAGUCGCGGUGGCGGAGGCGAGAUGGGCUUCCGGGGCCGUGGCGGUGGAUUCCGUGGAGGUGACCGUGGCGGCGGCGGAUUCCGAGGCGGCGAUCGUGGAGGUGGCUUCCGUGGCGGCGACCGCGGUCGUUCCCCUGGAAAGUUCGGCGGAGGUCGCGGCGAUUUCUCUCCUCGCGGAGGCCGUGGCUUCUCCCCUCGUGGUGGUGGCCGUGGAGACUUCGGCGGACGCGGACGCGGCUUCUCUCCUCGUGGAGGUCGUGGCUUCUCCCCGCGCGGCGGCGGACGUGGCGACUUCGGCGGUCGUGGUGGACGUGGCGGCCGCGGUGACUUCACUCCCCGAGGUGGACGCGGUGGCGGCUUCCGAGGCGGACGUGAUGGUGCCGUUACGGAUCGCAAGCGCAAAACGUUUGACGAUGAUGAGGAGGAUGAAGGCUUGGCCACCAAGAAGUACAAGUCGGCCCCGACGACGCCGUUGGCAGGAAAGAAGGGCAAGAAGGGAUUCGAGGAGGACUUCGAGGAGCCUAAGAAGCGCAAGCCGAUCAUGAACGGCGGCCUUCCCGAGGACGAUUCUGACGAGGAUGACGAGGAGGGCUCCGAUGAGGAAGACGAGGUCCCAACCAAGAAGGGAGGCCCCGUCCUCGCCAGCGGAAGCGAUGACGAGGAUGAGGAUGAAGAGGGCGAUGAGGAAGAGGAGGAUGAGGAUGACGAAGAAGACGAUGAGGAGGAAGAUGAGGACGAGGAUGGCCCCCCGCAAAUCAAGAUCAACGGUAAGCUGCAGCCUCUCGCUGACAGCAGUGACGAGGAUGAUGAAGAUGAGGAGGAGGAGAUUGCCCCACCAGCCAAGUCAAAGGUCGCCGUCAAACAACCGGUGAAGGGUAAACAACCCCAAGUUGUUACUCCCGCUGAUGACGAUGACGAGGAUGAGGAUGAUGAAGAGGAGGACGAAGAUGAGGAAGAGAGCGGUGAAGAAGAAGAUGAGGAUGACGAAGAAGAGGAAGAGGAUGAAGAGGACGUCGUCGGUCAAUUCGCAAAGAGCAAGCUCGCGCCCGUCACCCCUAAGUCCGCCUUGAAAACGGCCCCAGCCACCUCUGAGAAGAAACGCGUGGAUCUGAGCGCUGUAUCAACACCUCCAGUUUCUGUUCAUAAGACCCCAUCGACACCUCAUCCGGCAAAGAAGGGUGUCCAAACCACCGAGAAGCAGCCGACGUUGCACUUUGAUUCUGAUGAGGACGAGGAAGACGAUGAAGAUGAGGACGAGGAGGUCGAUGAGGACGAGGAAGAGGAUGAAGAGGAGAGCGAAGAUGAACCCACGCCAGUCACCAGCAAAGGAAAGGAAAACAAGCCCGAGCAGCCCAUGGCCGCGAAGCGCAAGGCCGAGGAAGUUUCGGGUGGCCCCACGGCGAAGGCUUCGAAGGUCGACGUGCAAUCGAUCUAUCAGGAGGAAGAGCGCAGACGGGAGGAGAGGGAUCAUCGCUCGCUGUUCAUCAAAAAUUUCCCCAAGUACACGACAGCGAAAGAGCUCCAAGCACUUCACCCGGACAUCGAGGCCGUCCGUCUCGCCAAGAAGGCCAACACAUUCUGCUGGUUGAUCUUCAGGAAUGAAGCUGGCGCGGAGGCUGGUUACAAGGCUCUACAGAACAAGAAGAUUGAGGGCGAGAAGCUCUUCGUCGACUAUUGUGGCAAGAAGGCAACUCAACGCACCACUCCCUUGAAAGCACCUAACCAGCAGCCGGUCAACCCUCUGCAGCUCUACGUCCAGGGCUUCCCCGCCCACACCGACAAGGCGUCGUUGAGGACGAUCUUCCGCGCCGCCGUCGAUAUCAAGAUGCUCAACGAGAAGAAGGACAAGGCUCGAACUUGCGCCUGGAUUACGUUCGGGUCUGAGGACGCAGCCCAAGCCGCCUUCGAGAAGGGCAACAAGCUGACGAUCGGCGGUCGGCCCGUUGACGUGAUGUUCGCCCGCACCAAGAAGACGCCGGAGCAGGUCGCCCAGGAGCGGAAAGCCGAGUCCGAGAAGGCGAAGCAGCUGGCAAAGGAGAAGGCCAAGAAGGUCGAAACGAAGAAGCUCCCCGUGCCGGCUGUCGUUGCUGAUUCGGAUGACGACGAGGACGAGGAGGAGAUCAACUCCAGCGACGAGGGAAUCGAAGAGGCUCCCUCUGUUGUGAAGGCCCUCUCAAAACAGGUCAAGAAACCGGUACUGGCUGCUGCGGGUGAUGCUGACGACGACGAGGAUGAUGAUGACGAUGAGGAAGAAGAUGACGACGACGAGGAGGAGGAGGACGAUGAUGACGACGACGACGAGGAAGACGAAGAUGAGGAUGAAGACGACGAG